Messenger RNA from Serendipita indica DSM 11827, 1140 nucleotides. NCBI's taxonomy places the organism in Eukaryota, Fungi, Basidiomycota, Agaricomycetes, Sebacinales, Serendipitaceae. The record is from the annotation of a GenBank genome assembly.
AUGGCUUUACGAUUAAUGAUCUUUCAUGUCCUGGCGACGCUUUGGAUAGCCUCAACAGUCGCAGCUUACGAUUGGAAGGCGAUUGUGCCGCGGAACACGGGUCGAGCAAGGCUGCACAAGAGAGCCGUGAACAAGACUGUCUGGGUCAGUGCACAUUCGUAUGAAGGACCAACGUUUUUCGAUGGAUGGGAGUUUUGGGCGUAUCCAGAUCCGACAAACGGUCUUGUUCAAUAUGUGAACCGGGAUGUCGCUUUUGCAGAAGGCUUGGCAUACAUCACCCCCGAGGGACGAGCAAACAUGCAUGUCGAUAGCAAGACUGUCCUGACAUUGGAAGAGGUGACAAGUCGACGAAAGCUUCGGAAAAGUGUUCGUCUUCAUUCCAAGAUUCUGUACACCCAUGGCCUAUUUCUGCUCGAUGUCGCUCAGGCACCAUAUGGAUGCGGUACAUGGCCGGCGUACUGGAUGACGGGGUUCAACUGGCCAGCGGAUGGCGAGACCGAUAUCAUUGAAAAUGUACACAGUAAUGCCUCGAACCAAGUAGCUUGGCAUACGAGUCCCGGAUGCUAUCUGACGUCCCCCGGUAACUAUACUGGCUAUGCUGGAAGUCUAAAUUGUGAUGCGUCGAUCAACUACAACAAGGGAUGUGGUAUCGUUGACCAAAGUAUUGCAUCGUUCGGCCAGACCUUCAACGAAAAGGGUGGUGGCAUUUAUGCUGUCAAAUGGGACUCGGACAGCAUCGAUGUUUGGUUCUUCUAUCGUAGCGCGAUUCCAUCCAACAUCCUCGAGGGUUUGCCAGACCCGGCAACCUGGCCAUUGCCUUCGGCGUCCCUUUCCCGCCCAGGAUGCGACAUCGACAAGUAUUUCAAGAACAACAUGAUUAUUUUUGAUACGACUCUUUGUGGUGACUGGGCUGGAACAUCAUACGCAGCUGCCGGUUGCCCCGGGACGUGUGAAGAGCGAGUAACGAACCCGAAUAGCUUCGUCAAUGCGACGUGGAGUAUCAACUACAUCAAAGUGUACAACAAGACGAUCAUCAAUACCUGGUAUCUGGAAGCCGGGGCUCGACUCCGAGCACACGCUGGGCUCUUUUUGGUCUUGGUGACUACGAGCCUGGUGAUCUUUGGAAUCUGUUUAUGCUAA